ACCACACUAUGGAAUGCAUGUGCUCUCUUCCUCUUUCUCUCUCUCAGUCAUUUCUGAACCACACAUACUCGCACACCCUUAUUUUUUUUAACACACACACAAGUUGAUCAAGUCUUCUUCCGUUUCUUUUUUUUUUUUUGUGAGCGUCUUGCCCAAUAUGGACUGUCAAAACUUACUGGGAGAAAGUUAAAGCCACAGAAUUGCUGAACAACACAUGGUAGAGCAUAUCGUGCUCCCAACGCAGGGGUAUUUCUGACAGUGCUUUGGAAUUUAAACCUGAGGGAGAGUUUAUGAACUGUGGGGGAGAAAAAGUGAAUCUUUGGGCUCAGAGGAAGAGUUAUCAGGAGGUGGGGGAGGUGAAGGAAGCGACCCCACACACUUUCACAUGCUGAAGACAGAGAUUGCUCGAGUUUGUUGCAGGAGUCCUUAUCUGGACUCCUCCUGAUGGAUCCUAGGAGAACCUCAAUCCCAAGGAUUCUCACAGACUACAGAAGCUAAAAACACACACAAACACACACAGUGAACAGUGAGGGCCUGGUUUUAAUAUGGAGGCACUGAGGGAAUCUCUUCUCCGUUUAACCUUCCAGAUGUCAUCCUACAAGCGAGCUACCUCAGACGAAGAGGAGCUGAUAGACACCACCCCUGAUAGAGUGUAUCAGUCUCCAACCGUGCAGGUGCUGGAGCAUGAACUGGGGUCCAGGUGUUGGACUGAGCGAAGCCAUGUGGAGAAGAAGCUCCUUGUUGUGGUGUGUGGUCUCUCGCUGGCAUUAUUCAUAUGCAUCCUGACAUUGGGUCUGCAUUAUAACGAGACACACCCAGGGCUGUGUCUGACCGAACCGUGUGUGAGUGUGGCGACAGCUGUAAUGGGAGCUCUGGACCGCUCAGUGGACCCAUGUAAUGACUUUUACAGCUAUGCGUGUGGUGGCUGGAGGAAGAAAAAUCCACUACCUGAAGGCAGAUCACGAUGGGAUACCUUCAGCAAUCUCUGGGAGCACAACAUGGCUGUAAUGAAGAAUAUACUAGAGAGCACAGGUCAGCAGGGCCUGAGUAAGGCUCAACAGAAGGCCCUGAAAUACUACAAAGCCUGCAUGAAUGAAGCCAAGAUCGAGGAGCUGGGAGCGCGCCCCUUACAGGAGCUCAUCAACCAGACAGGAGGCUGGGCCUUGACUGGCCCUUGGGACAAGAACAACUUCCAGGAGGUUUUGCGCACUGUGUCAGCCAACUACCGCACCUCCCCUUUCUUCACUGUGUUUGUCAGUACAGACUCCAAGAACUCCAGCAGCAACAUCAUCCAGGUUGAUCAGUCUGGACUGGGCCUGCCAUCCCGGGAAUACUAUCUCAACAAAACCGCCAAUGAGAAGUAUCUCAACGCAUAUCUGAACUUCCUGGUAGAGCUAGGAGUCCUGCUGGGCGGCUCAGAGGAGAGAUCUCGCACUUUGAUGCAGGAGAUUGUAGAGUUUGAAACCACUCUGGCCAACAUUACGGUUCCUCAGGAGGAAAGGAGGGAUGAGGAGCUCAUCUACCAUAAGAUUCAGGCUAAAGAUUUAGCAACACUGGCUCCUGCAGUUGACUGGAUGCCUUUUCUCAAAGCAGUGUUUGCUCCAGUUGCUCUUAAUGACUCGGAGCCUGUGGUGCUCUAUGCUACAAAGUACCUCCAGAAAGUUUCACAGCUCAUUAGCAACACCAACAAGAGCAUACUGAAUAACUACAUGAUCAUGAAAGUGGUGAGGAAGAUGGUGUCCAUAUUGGACCAGAAAUUCCAGGAUGCUGAGCAGCGUUUUCUUGAAGUCAUGUAUGGUGCCAAGAAGAGCUGCACUCCUCGCUGGAAACUGUGUGUCAGCGACACAGACAGCGCGCUAGGCUUCGCCCUGGGGGCUCUAUUUGUCAAAGCCACCUUUGCUGAAGACAGCAAGGCCUUUGUGAGUAUACCCUAUCGUGCAUUCUCUAAUACAGCAGUGAGGCUGAACACACUAACUUCUCCCUUGUGUGUAUAUCAGGCUGAAAAUAUGGUCUCAGAAAUCAGAUGGGCCUUUGAGGACAGCUUGAGACAUGUGAGCUGGAUGGAUGCCGAAACCAAAAAGGCAGCCAAAGAGAAGGCAGAUGCAAUAUACAAUAUGAUAGGCUACCCAAAGUUCAUCAUGGAUCCCAAGGAGCUAGAUAAAGUAUUCAAUGAAUUUGAAGUCGUGCCAGACUUAUACUUCCAGAAUGUCAUGCAAUUCUACAACUUCUCUGGCCGAAUCACGGCUGACCAGCUGAGAAAAGCCCCAAACAGAGAUCAAUGGAGUAUGACCCCACCUACAGUGAAUGCCUAUUACAACCCCACCAAGAAUGAGAUGGUACUUCCUGCUGGUAUCCUUCAAGCCCCCUUCUAUAGUCAUGCCUGGCCAAAAGCCCUGAAUUUUGGUGGCAUUGGCGUCGUUAUGGGUCAUGAGCUGACUCAUGCAUUUGAUGAUCAAGGAAGGGAAUAUGAUAAGGAUGGUAACUUACGCUCCUGGUGGCAGAACGCGUCAGUGAAGGCAUUUAAGCAGCAGACCCAGUGCUUGGUGGAGCAAUACAGCAACUACAGCAUCAACAACGAACCCCUCAAUGGCAAACACACUCUUGGCGAGAACAUCGCUGACAAUGGCGGCCUCAAUGCAGCUUACAAGGCCUAUGUGAACUGGAUCCAGAAGAAUGGGGAGGAGGCUACACUGCCCGCUCUGGGAAUGACAAAUCAUCAGCUGUUCUUUGUUAGUUUUGCCCAGGUGUGGUGCUCAGUGCGGACCCCUGAAAGCUCUCACGAGGGCGUGAUCACCGACCCCCACAGCCCCUCACGCUUCAGAGUCAUUGGCACCAUAUCCAACUCCCAUGAGUUCUCCAAACACUUUGGCUGUAAGGUGGAUUCGCCAAUGAACCCUAAGCGCAAGUGUGAACUCUGGUGACCCCAUUAGCCCAGUUUGAUGCAUCCCAGGAACCUGUGCUUUGCUCUCUCACAAAGCGCAGAGGACUUGUUUUUAAAUAUGUUUUAAUAUAGCACUCUACUUUAUUCUCACUGGGACUCGAGAAAAUCUCUUACACUGGAAAAACUACUGGAUGUUUAACAUGGGAGAAAGAACUUGUGAUGUAAAUACAUGUGCCUUUAUUUUUUUAUGUGCUAUUAUUUUUUUAAGGGGAAAAUAUUUCUGUUCUUCUUGCGUUACAAUGUUAUAUAUUUUAUAGAUUGUUCACUGAAUCAUGUCAUGUAUCAUACAACGUUAUUGAAUGUAGUUUAUGACGAUGAACAGGGAUGUCAAACACAUUUUAGAUAACAGGCCACAUUACACUUAGUUUGUUGUCAAGUGGGCUUGACCGAAAAAAUCAAAACAGUAGAACAGAUUGCAGGUCAUCAUUCAAAUUAUUCAAAUUAUUCAAAUUAUUGUUUUUACCAGUGUAUUGUAUAAGUAUUCUCUGACAUUUUGGCAGUAGAUGAGUUUGUUGCUCGAUUUUGCCUCCUAGUGGAAAAACAGCGACUAGCUGUUAUGAUCUACUAGACAAUUUUAAUUUAAAGCAGAUAUUUUUAAAUUCAUUUGUUGGGCCAGAUUAGAACCUUUAUUCGGAUGAACCCACCCCACGGGCCAUAUGUUUGACACCCCUGAGUUAGUGUUUUCCUUGAUCAAACUUGCACACACUUGAUAAUUCCCUGACUCAAGUUUUGAGAAUAUGGCAUGCCAUUUAUUUUUUUUAAAAAAUGACACAUUUGAGGGAAACAACACAAACUGUAGUGACUUCAUAUGAAUGAACAACAGUAAUAACAAUACAUGUAGUAGGGGAAGAUGGAAGAGGUCUCCCACUUUAAAUAGAUUUACAUUUAGAGAUGAUGAUGACGUCUAAACCAACAUAUGUUACUAAGAGGAAAUAAACUAGAACCGUAUAAUCAAGUGCUUCAACCAAUUUAUAUUCCAAUAUGCCAAUUGGUAAUUUGUAAGAAUGUGCAUGCAUUAACUUGAAUAAAAGGUUACAGUUAAUGUUAGAUGGAAUAGCAGGAUUAGUGGUUGUAGCUUUUCUUUGACUGGAUUCUAAUGAAAUCUAAUUAUAUUGCCCUUGCUCUUUAGAUUUUUAUGUGAACUUGGGUUGGAGUGGUUCCAUUUCAUGGUCUUAAAGGUUUGACCAUCUUAAAAAAAAUUGUUUCCCAAAACCAAAUGAAUUACCUUCUGGACAAAUCCCUGAUCAUCAUAAACAAAAACAUUUAAUGUAGAAUUAAUAAUCAGUGUAGUGUUACAUCUUACCCCAGAGCGCCACUUGCCUAAUUAAAGCAUGUCUACAUGUGCAUAAUGUUAUAGUAAAUCUCGGCUCAGUGGCUUGAUCCACACAUAUUGAUCCACAUAUAUUUACAGUUUCACGAUGACUACAGUACAAACCAUGGUAUUUUUCCGUUGCUAGGAUUGUUGGUCUCCAUUUACGUUAUCCAUUUUCUUAAAUUUUGGUUCUCCGUUUUGCUUUUAUAUGCCAUGAUAUUAUAUGACAUAAUGUAUGUGCAAUACUUGAAACCUGGGAUUUUUUUGUGGGUUAUGUAUGGCCUGCUGUAGGAAGUGGUGUUUGAUUGGGCUUGGUGAAUGAAUGAAUGCAGAGCUUAGUUUGACAUGAUGGGAAAUAUUUGCUGCUCUUCAAAUGUGACAACUGAGACUGCAGACAUUAUUGGUUCAUUAAUAUGACCAGUGUUGAUAUGAUACAGAUGUAAAAUGUGAAUACAAAUUAUAAUGGAUUUUCUCACCUUAAUGCAAAAAAUUGAUGCAAUAAAAUUUUAUUCAAAUGCU
Molecule: messenger RNA, 4772 nt
Organism: Pangasianodon hypophthalmus (striped catfish)
Lineage: Eukaryota; Metazoa; Chordata; Actinopteri; Siluriformes; Pangasiidae
Gene: ece1
Product: endothelin converting enzyme 1
Exons: 17
Coding region: 546-2921 (791 amino acids)
Biological process (GO): peptide hormone processing
Cellular component (GO): plasma membrane
Molecular function (GO): metalloendopeptidase activity
Source: RefSeq, a predicted model, not a curated record